Messenger RNA from Drosophila serrata, 973 nucleotides. RefSeq names its product no hitter (gene nht). Lineage: Eukaryota; Metazoa; Arthropoda; Insecta; Diptera; Drosophilidae. Gene Ontology annotation, biological process: DNA-templated transcription initiation. The record is from RefSeq and is a predicted model, not a curated record. Gene Ontology annotation, cellular component: transcription factor TFIID complex.
GAUUUCAAUUCUAAUUGCCUAGAGAUCUACAACUGGAAAAUUUCUUCUCCCUUUAAAUUGUAUCCAAAAGAAAAAGAUGUCUUCAACUCUUACUGCCUUUGAGGUACCCAUUCAACCCUAUGCUGGUCAGCUGCUCAUCAUCAAGGAUCUCCUGCAACCGAAGCCCACGGAAGCGGGAACAAGGACUUCCUACUUCGAUCGCUGUGUCAUAGGGAAAAAGCUGACCAAGCAAAUGGCUCUGGUGGAGGGAGCAAAGUCUGACAAGAUUAGCAUACAUGGUCAUGAGUCUCUUGUGGAUGGCUUCCUGGAUGCUUUGGAGACCUACAUGAAGAUGAUUGUUCAAAAGGUCAUCGAAUUGUGCGAACAUCGUUGUGGCUACAGACUCUAUAUGAACAAACGAUAUGUGCUGAAGAACGAUGUGCGUACCACAAUGACAUUUCUGAAUGAUAUGGAAUUGGCUGACUAUGGAUCGUCGGAGGAUGAUGAAGGAUUCUAUCGCACUUUGGCCGAAUUGGAUGAGCGCAGGGAACGCAGGCGAUGCAGGGAACGCAAAGAGAAGGAGAUCAAGAAAGAGGUUAAGGUUGAGGUGAAGAAAGAGCCAAAGGAAUCGAAGGGUAAUCAAGAGCAGAAACCCAAUAUUCGUGGUAUUAAAGCCUCGGCGGAUAAUAUAGCCAUGUUGGCAUUUGGUUCUCGUAAACGUCCUGCGACUAAGACACCAGUAACUAACCAUUCUGCCACACCGAAUGCCGCACCAAUACCUAUUGGAUUACGUGCCCCACCGGGUGUGGCCAUGUUGCCACGUUUCAAGCAUGUGACCAUCAGGGAUGUGCUGCAGGUCAUGGAGGAGGAUAAACGCUAUAAUCGCUCCAAUAUGCUCUAUGAAGCUUACUUGAAGUACAUCACUUAGGAGGGGGAAUCUUCGAAGCAAGAGAUUAUGAUUUAAAAGCUGAAUAAAUGAUAAUUAUUCCCUAUU